ACGACGCAUUCGCUCGUUCGCUUCGCCCAAAGCAGACUCGCCGGGGAGCCUUGAUUAGAAGAAGCAAAGAGGCCUGGAAAAAGAUACAAAUUCAGAGAACAAAGAAUUUUUCUUCAAUAAACCGCGCGGAGUAAUUUGGGCUUGGACGUGGAUUACUACAGACGAGAAGUUGUUACAACCCCUCAACUUUUGGUCGCGAUCCCAAAGUUCCUAGACACCGCGAUUUCCUCGCUCUUCUUCUUUUCCGGACCCGGCAGGCAGUGAAUCUUUCUUGGGAUCAACUCAAAAGUCUCAGACUUGCAAACUUGGUUCCAAAUUUCAAAAAUAAGCAGUGAUCAGUCGUGACGAGAAGACUUGUUUGUUUCGUUUGAGGAAAAGUCUUCUGAAGAUAUUAUGAUGGCAGUUGCAGCGGCACAGAAAAACAGAGAGAUGUUCGCUAUCAAGAAAUCUUAUAGUAUUGAGAAUGGUUACCCAGCACGGCGUCGUUCACUCGUAGACGAUGCUCGCUUUGAAACUUUAGUUGUAAAACAAACAAAGCAAAGUGUGCUUGAGGAAGCUAGACAACGAGCCAAUGACACUAUUUCCGACUCGGCUAGCGUACGUGACCAGGAACCCCAAACUCAAAUUGAGGAUGAACCCUAUGCUUCAUCCAGCGAUGAUGAUCAGUCGGAAUCACUUAGUUGUGCAGCUAAGGAAAGUGAAGCGAAAGCUGAGGCAUCAUCCUCAGACGGAGAGGGAAAACCAGGAGAUGAUGAUGAUGCAAACCUGACAGAAGAAGAAGUGGUCCUAGCCAGGAGCAUUGCUGAAACACCAGAAGGAGACCAGGAAGUACAAAAAGCCGCUCUCGUACUUCGUCUUCGUGAAGGAAUCAGUUCCCUCUCACGAAUUCUAAAGACCGUCGAAAAUUUCAAAGGCACUGUCACCCACGUUGAAUCGCGAGCAUCCAAGAAGGAAGGACUUCAGUUUGAUGUUUUGGUCAAAGUGGACAUGACCAGGCAAAGUCUGCUCCAGCUGAUCAGAAAUCUCAGACAGAGUUCUUCCCUUGCUGGAGUGACUCUUUUGGCUGAUAAUUCUGUGAGCAUCAAGGAUCCCUGGUUCCCAAGACAUGCAUCUGAACUGGACAACUGCAACCACCUGAUGACCAAAUACGAGCCAGAUCUGGACAUGAACCACCCUGGAUUUGCUGAUAAGGAAUACAGAUCUCGCAGGAAGGUCAUUGCUGAAAUUGCUUUUGCCUAUAAGUAUGGUGAUCUAAUUCCCAGCAUCCCAUACACAGAAACUGAAAACAACACCUGGAAUAGAGUUUUCAACACCUUGAUUGAUUUGGUACCUAAGCACGCCUGCAUCGAGUACCAGAGAACCUUCAAGAAGCUGCAAGAAGAGGCCAUUUUUGAGGCUACUCGUAUUCCUCAGCUGCAGGAAGUUAGUGACUUCUUGAAGAGGGAAACUGGAUUCACUCUUCGCCCAGCAGCUGGUUUGCUCACAGCUAGGGACUUCCUCUCCAGUUUGGCUUUCAGGAUAUUCCAGAGCACUCAGUACAUUCGCCACAUCAACAGUCCCUACCACACGCCUGAACCGGACGCUAUCCACGAACUUCUUGGACACAUGCCACUCCUAGCAGACCCCGGCUUUGCCCAAUUCUCGCAGGAAAUUGGUCUCGCUUCCCUAGGAGCAUCAGACGAAGAAAUUGAGAAACUUUCAACUAUCUACUGGUUCACUGUUGAAUUUGGUCUCUGUCGGGAGGGUAAAGAGGUCAAAGCCUACGGAGCAGGGUUGCUUUCCGCCUAUGGAGAACUUCUUCAUUCACUUAGUGACAAAUGCGAACACAGACCCUUCGAGCCCUCGACCACAGCUCUUCAACCCUAUCAGGAUCAGGACUACCAACCAGUCUACUAUGUUGCAGAAAGUUUCGAGGAUGCCAAGGACAAAUUCCGUCGGUGGGUCAGCACAAUGAGUCGACCUUUCGAAGUCAGAUUCAACCCUCAUACACAACGCGUGGAGGUCCUCGACACUGUCGAAAGGCUGGAAAACGUUGUUUCUCAGAUCAACCUUGAGAUGACCCACCUGACAAACGCACUCCACAAAAUGAAAUCAUCCUUUGCGUAAAGCCCAGCAUCCGGACAACUCGGACGAGGACUAUUCUAGCCUCACUUAGUGCUCAUCUUCGCCCUGCACGAUUUUAUUUUCUCUUGGUCGCAUCCUGGGCGAUUCAGAUGAUUUGAAAGCUCAAAUAAUUCAUUCUGUUUUUCCCUUUCGAAGCCUCUUUGCGCUUUAAUUCAUCCACUUCAAUUGAACUGAAUUUUUCUCUGAUAUCUCAGGAUCCGGCGAGGCGAAGUUCCUUAUUCAGAGGAAAAACUGGGUGAAAGGUCCAGCUGGGUAAUUGAUCCAUUGAGUCAUCCAGUUCAGAAGCAGUUUGGGAAGUACUGAACUAUACGGCAGACAUUUCUACCGUAUAGUACACCCAGUUUUGCCCUGUGUUUUCAUUCUCGUCAGUCAUUGUACUCCUCGCUCUGUGUAUAAAGUUUUCAUUUCUGUGGCCUGUGCAGACAUACCUGUGAUUCGGGUUCUGAUAUUAUUUUAAUUAGGGCUACCAAAAUCUGCAAAUUAAAGAAACUUAAAUUGAAGAGGCUUGUUGAAUAAUUAUGUAUCUGAGUUAGACUUGUCGAUUCAUAGAAUAGAAUAAAGAAGAGGUCAACUCAGAGCUGCGUUUUUGAGGAGUCAUAUUGGAAUUUAAAUUAAAUUAAUUGUAAGAUAUUUUAAUAAAUUAUAUGAAAAAAAAUAUUUUAAAUUGAGAUUAAGGUAGCAAAAAAUCCCGAGAAAAAACUCUGCCCAGGCUCAUGUAAUCGUUAUAUUGUAUUAUUUUAAUACUUCCUAUUUUAUUUUAUUUUAUUGUUUAUUGUACGAUACUGUAUUAUUGUAUUUGUCUAACCCGCAAUGCAACGAGCACCUGCCCGUGUAGGAUACUUUCACGGACACGGAUACGUCUUCGGUAGAUAAUUGUGAUUGACUAUGUGAGCUAUUUACUGACUCGGCUAUUCCAAAUUGACGAGAAAGGUUCGAUGUUGCAGUCGUGACAUGUUCAUAAUUUUUUAUUUUAUUUUUUUUAUUUGUAUUUCUUUUAGAGCAGAUCUCUCAUCGGUGUGAAUGCGCGGACACCUACGUGUGAUUUGAGAUGGAUGAUUUCGCAUUACAGUAGACUCUCACCAAGCGCCCCGUGAUCACGACCUACGCUCUCACUAAGCGCCCGCUUUGUUAAGUCACGCCCCUAAGGCUUGGCGGAAAAUAUCUCUGGCGCGCAUUGGCGGAUUAUUUGAAUAUCUUCUCGCGCAUGGGCAUUUGAUGGCCCGCUCAAGGCCUUUGGAAAGAGAAGGCGCUUUGGGGAAAAGGCGCUUGGUGAGAAUCUACUGUAAUAAUGUCGAAUUAGUAAUUUUAUAUGGAUGUAUAAAAACUCGCGAUGAUCGUGAAGAAUGGUGACCUUAGUAUUAAUCAAUCUGUGGCCUGAAAGACGAUUGUGGAAGUGAUUAGUAGGAAUUUAAUUUUCUGAACAAUUUCAGUAUUAUAAAUUUGCACCAGGCCUUAUCAUAUUUAUUAUAUGGGCCCUCUACCAGCAUCGUGAGUUAUAUUAAUUAGGUUUUUUGAUUAUGAUUUGCGAAAGCUUUCCCGGCGAUCGAUAUAUUUUUGUCGUCCAGGUACUCUGAUUUUCUGCAUGUUUUUUUUUCUGAUUUUUUCAGCAUAAUUUCGAGUCGAAAAUGGUAUUAUUAUAAAAAGUCUUGAAAAAUAUUAAAACAUCUUUGAUUUAUUUAAUUUUUUUUAUUUUUAAGUAUGAAAUGAGAUUUUCUUUAGAGAAAUUGUCAGGAAAUCGUUAGAAAUCAGAGAGGAUAUAGUACAUACCAAUUAGCGCGUAGUCCAAGUCCCUGCUUGUGCACCUAGCACUAUUUCACCGCUAACCGUAUGUACGAGUUUCAAAAUGGAUCAGAAUAUAUGAUUCACGUCAUUUGUAUUAUAUUGUAAAGUAUCAGCAAAAUAAAAUCUUAAGAUACGUA
Molecule: messenger RNA, 4043 nt
Organism: Belonocnema kinseyi
Lineage: Eukaryota; Metazoa; Arthropoda; Insecta; Hymenoptera; Cynipidae
Gene: ple
Product: tyrosine 3-monooxygenase
Exons: 6
Coding region: 394-2106 (570 amino acids)
Biological process (GO): dopamine biosynthetic process from tyrosine
Cellular component (GO): perikaryon; cytoplasm; axon
Molecular function (GO): tyrosine 3-monooxygenase activity; iron ion binding
Source: RefSeq, a predicted model, not a curated record